Molecule: messenger RNA, 22693 nt
Organism: Coregonus sp. 'balchen'
Lineage: Eukaryota; Metazoa; Chordata; Actinopteri; Salmoniformes; Salmonidae
Source: the annotation of a GenBank genome assembly
GCCAAUCUGCGUUUACAGUGAAACCCAACUCUUCCUGUUUCGGAUUAGGAAACGAUCGCAAUGUAAAUAGAGACAGUAGUGGUAAUCGUGAAAUCACUGUAUAUUCAAUCUGAUAUGCCGAAUGAAUUGCAGUGAUUUGCGUGAACUGCCAUACGGUUUAUGAGAGGGAGCACAAGGUAAGUGAUGACCUAUUGCUAACUUGCUAGCUAUUUAAUUUCUGGUUUUGCAGUGGUAAACCACGUCAUGUCAUUCAGAUAUGCGGUUGUAGAUUUUCAGCUAUAUUAUGCAAAAAUAGCAAUCUACCUGCGAUAAAUUUAGCUGGCUACUACUAGUUUAGAGUGCUUUAUAAACCAACGUAAACCUAGCUAUAUGUCACUUAGCCAAAUUGUACCAGCUACAAUGUAUCCAUGUUGAUCAUUCACUGCGCUAUUACAAUGUAACAAACGUUAUUAAUUUGCCACAGUAUUCUCGCAACGAGUUACAAUGUUGCAGUUUGCUUGGUGGGUGACAGUUGUAGCUAAACAGACUGUCGAGUCAAAUGGGCGAUUAAAGAUCAUAUCUCAACUUGGCGUUGCAAACGCCAUGCUCUACCAACUGACCUACAUCCCUGCCGGCCAUUCUCUCCCCUACCCUGGACGACGCUGAGGGUUGUGGGUUCGAUUCCCACGGGGGGCCAGUAUGAAAAAUUCAAAAAUAAUGUAUGCACUCACUAACUGUAAGUCGCUCUGGAUAAGAGCGUCUGCUAAAUGACGUAAAUGUAAAUGGUUAAGGCAGUACACAGAGGUCUCUCUCUCUGACUACAUCUAUUUAUUGAUUGCUUGUGACAGGGGCUACGCCUUUGAAGAGCAUCACCUGCUCUAGGCAUUGCAUAAUAUAUACAGGAAGCAAAAGAGAGGAGGAGUGUUAGUUUAAUAGAAAAACCCUGCAAAUCACCAUUAUAAAGUUAUUCAUUUACCAGACGCUCUUAUCCAGAGCGACUUACAGAAGCAAUUAGGGUUAAGUGCCUUGCUCAAGGGCACAUCGACAGAUUUUUCACCUAGUUGGCUUGGGGAUUAGAACCAGCGACCUUUCGGUUACUGGCACAACGCUCUUAACCACUAAACUACCUGCCACCCCUUGAUAAACAUCAUACAAUAUUUCUGUUAUGCCACAUAGACUAUGAUGUAAUGGGCACAUUGUUGAGAAUAUGAGGCAGUGAUGAAGACUCGUGACCCAGUCUACCUGAGAUGUAGUUUAAAAAGUGUAAACAAAGCACUGUUGUAUUAAAGCUUCACUAUGCAGAAAUCACUCCGCCAUUUCCUGGUUGUAAAAUUCUAAUAGUUUGACUAAUCUUUUCCAUAGACAAAAAUAUUUUAUUUUCAGCUGUUUUAAUCUGGUGUUCAGAUUACAUAGAACAGAUCUACCACUUCUUAGACUUGCUUUCAAUGAGAAUUACAUAUCUAUAACUCACAUUUCUAUGUGAAUUUGGUCGGGUCGCCCCAAAAGUUAACCAGGGUUAUUAUUGUAACCUCACAGCAUGAUCCCCUAAUCCCAACAACAACAUACAACAGUGCCCCUAGUGCGGUGGUUCCCAACAACAAGAUAGAACGGUGCCCCUAGUGCAGUGGUUCCCAACAACAAGAUAGAACAGUGACCCUAGUGUGGUGGUUCCCAACAACAAGAUAGAACAGUUCCCCUAGUGCAGUGGUUCCCAACAACAAGAUAGAACAGUGACCUUAGUGCGGUGGUUCCCAACAACAAGAUAAAACAGUGACCCUAGUGUGGUGGUUCCCAACAACAAGAUAGAACAGUGCCCCUAGUGCGGUGGUUCCCAACAGAAAGAUAGAACAGUGCCCCUAGUGUGGUGGUUCCCAACAACAAGAUAGAACAGUGACCCUAGUGUGGUGGUUCCCAACAACAAGAUAGAACAGUUCCCCUAGUGCAGUGGUUCCCAACAACAAGAUAGAACAGUGACCCUAGUGCGGUGGUUCCCAACAACAAGAUAGAACAGUGACCCUAGUGUGGUGGUUCCCAACAACAAGAUAGAACAGUGCCCCUAGUGCGGUGGUUCCCAACAGAAAGAUAGAACAGUGCCCCUAGUGUGGUGGUUCCCAACAACAAGAUAGAACAGUGCCCCUAGUGCGGUGGUUCCUAACAGAAAGAUAGAACAGUGCCCCUAGUGUGGUGGUUCCCAACAACAAGAUAUAACAGUGCCCCUUGUGCGGUGGUUCCCAACAACAAGAUAGAACAGUGACCCUAGUGCGGUGGUUCCCAACAACAAGAUAUAACAGUGCCCAUGGUGCGGUGGUUCCCAACAACAAGAUAGAACAGUGACCCUAGUGCGGUGGUUCCCAACAACAAGAUAGAAAGGUGCCCCUAGUGCGGUGGUUCCCAACAACAAGAUAGAAAGGUGCCCCUAGUGCGGUGGUUCCCAACAACAAGAUAGAACAGUGACCCUAGUGCGGUGGUUCCCAACAACAAGAUAGAACAGUGACCCUAGUGCGGUGGUUCCCAACAACAAGAUAGAACAGUGACCCUAGUGUGGUGGUUCCCAACAACAAGAUAGAAAGGUGCCCCUAGUGCGGUGGUUCCCAACAACAAGAUAGAAAGGUGCCCCUAGUGCGGUGGUUCCCAACAACAAGAUAGAACAGUGCCCCUAGUGCGGUGGUUCCCAACAACAAGAUAGAACAGUGACCCUAGUGCAGUGGUUCCCAACAACAAGAUAGAACAGUGACCCUAGUGCGGUGGUUCCCAACAACAAUAUAGAAAGGUGCCCCUAGUGCGGUGGUUCCCAACCUUUUUCAUUUACUGUACCAACAACGGAAUUUUGCUCUGCCCGGAGUACCCCUGAAGUACCCCCUCAUGUGCAUUUUACCAAUAGGCCUAUGACUCUUCUCAAGUACCCCCUGUGGAUAGGUCCUAGUACCCCUGGUUGGGAACCACAGCCCUAGUGCAGUGGGCAAGGAAUAGGACAGGAUGAAGCUGCCAUGGCUUACACAUUGAUAUAAGGUCAGGUUGGCUUUUUACCCCCAAAUGGAUAGACUUGGGUUGGGGGAGAUUAUCUUAAAGCUGUGACUGCCUGCUACAAUCAAAGGGACAAAGAGACAAUAUACACUGAGUGUACAAAACAUUAGGAACACCUGCUCUUUCCAUGACAUAGACUGACCAGGUGAAUCCAGGUGAAAACUAUGAUCCCUUAUUGAUGUCACCUGUUAAAUCCACUUUAAUCAGUGUAGAUCAGGGUUCCCCAACUGGCGGACCGCGGGCCAAGGUGGUUUUAUUUGGCUCCCCAAGUUUUCAGAGCAAAGAAUGUGUAUAACCUAACUUUUUUUUAUUGUUUUAUUGUUGGGCAUAAAAUACUGUUAAAACACCAGGAAAUCAGCUCCAAGUUAUUUGAAUUUAAAAAAUCAGUUGCCAAGUAUUCCCACGCGUCGUAUACAAAUUAUGUUUUAGGCAAAUAUUAUAUCUGUUUGAUCCCUCACCAUCCGCUCAAGAAAAAAUCGGCCUACAGCUGAAUCUAGUUGAUGAUCUCUGGUGUAGAUGAAUGGGAGGAGACAGGUUAAAGAAGGAUUUCUAAGCCUUGAGACAAUUGAGACAUGGAUUGUGUAUGUGUGCCAUUCAGAGUGUGAAUGGGCAAGACAAAAUAUUGAAGUGCCUUUGAACGAAGUAUGGUAGUACCAGGGGCACUGGUUUGUGUCAAAAACUGGUGCUGGGUUUUUCACACUCAUACAGUUACCUGUGUAUAUCAAGAAUGGUCCAACACCCAAAGGACAUCUAGCCAAUUUGACACAACUGUGGAACGCUUUCAAUACCUUGUAGAAUCCAUACCCCGACGAAUUGAGGCUGUUCUGAGGGCAAAGCGGGAUGCAACUCAAUAUUAGGAAGGUGUUCCUAAUGUUUUGUACACUCAGUGUAUUUCCUUAGUAGUGUGUGCACUGUGCAGAUGGUAUAUGGCCCAUAAAAAUAGAGUCAGACACUGCAGUUGAUUCUGCAACUCCUGCUUCCAGAAGAGACUGGCUAGCCUAGCUUAGCCUAGCUACAUCACUGGCCUGCUGGCUAGCCUAGCUUAGCCUAGCUACAUCACUGGCCUGCUGGCUAGACCCUGAGGUAAAUGUCCUUAUUUUUAGACCAAGCAGUUUCAUCUUUUAAAUUACUUUGGUACGUCUUCCCUCUCCCUAGGCCUGACCAUGCCUGUGUCCCUGCUGUGGGCAGUGGAUGUGUAUGGGCGCGUGUACAGCCUGUCCACCGGAGGGCAGCAAUGGGAGCAGUGUCGUGAUGCUGUGUUAGAGUUUAAGAGGGUGACGUCGGUGCAGCAGUGUUGCUGGGGUAUCGCCUGUGACCAUCACAUUUACCUGAAUGUCCACUCUAGUGAUGUACCCAUACGCUACCAGGAGGAGGCAUACGAGAACCAGGUACAGGGUGUGUGUGUGUGGAGGGGGAGGGGGGGCUGUGUGUGUCUGUCUGUCUGUCUGUCUGUCUGUCUGUCUGUCUGUCUGUGCCUGUGUUUGUGCUUCUCUUGCACCUGCUGCAUUUUUGGUUCUUGUAACCCCCCCCCCCCCCCCCUCUCUCUCUCUCUCAGCGAUGGAAUCCCGUGGAUAACUUCUCGGAUCGCUUGUUGCCGAGCGACCGCUGGCAGUGGAGUAACAUCACAGGGCUGGAACACCAACCUCUUGACAGCUUCCUACUUCCCUCGACCAACUGGGAGUGGGAGGGUGACUGGUACAUCGACGAAAACUUUGGAGGAGAGCCCACAGAGAAAGAAGUGAAUGUUCUCUCUCUCUCUCUCUCUCUCUCUCUCUCUCUCUCUCUCUCUCUCUCCUCUCUCUCUCUCUCUCCUCUCUCUCCCUCUCUCUUAUUCUCCGCCCUCUCUCUCCUUAUCUUCCUUGCGCUCUCUCUUCUCCCUUGCGCUCUCCUUUCCCUUCCUUCCUUCCUUCCUUCCUUCCUUCCUUCCCUUCCUUCCUUCCCUUCCUCCUCCUUCCCUUCCUUUCCGUCCGGCCUUCCCUACUUCCUUCUUCCUGCGGCGCCCUCUUCUCUAUUCCUUCCUCCCUCUCUCGCCUCUCUCUCCCCCUCUUCCUGUUCUAUCUCUCUCUCACUUCUCUCCCUCCCGCCAUCCUCUCUUUUCCUUCUCUGUUCUCUCUCUCUCCUUCUCUCUCGCCCUCUCUCUUUCCUUCUCUGUCCUUCUCUCUCUCUCCUUCUCUCUCGCCCUCUCUCUGUCCUUCUCUGUCCUUCUCUCUCUCUCCUUCUCUCUCGCCCUCUCUCUUUCCUUCUCUGUCUCCGUCUGUCUUUCUUCACUCCCUCUCUGUCCUGUCUUACCCCUCACAUACAGUGAUCUCCAACAGUAGACUACCUAGGUUUCCUACUACUACUAGGUUUCCAUCCAAUUGGCAAAUUAUUUCCAUGCGAAUAUUCUAAAAUCUGCAUAAAACAAUAUGCACAUUUUCCCAUCAGAGAUGUUUCCAUCAAGCUGACUUUUUGCAGAUAAAAGGCUGUGCGUGAUGACGUAGCGCACAUAAAAUUACUUUUUACCAUUCAAUCCCAAUGUACCAAAUGAAAAUACAAGUUAAAUGGGUUUCCAUCACAUUUUCAAAUUUACUGAUGGUUUUGUCACAAAAAUGUUUGCACUAUAUAGAAAAUGUGCCUACUCUGGUCUUGGCACGUGCACUUGAGCCAACAGCUCGCAGAUACAGUAGGCUACCUACAUUAUGAGAUUAUUAUGGAUAAGAGCGAUCAUCAUGUCACCAGAAUAAGGCCCUCAAUAUUUAAUGGAAAGGAGCAUCAAGCUCAUCACCUUGAACUUUCACCACCUAUUUAAUCUGUAGCCUAAUAAACUGCUUUCCUGAGUCGUAGUGGGAGGACCACACAACAUAUCAUCGAUGUGAUGGUUAUUUUCACUGCUAUUUCUCGCAUAAUUAAUUUUACAGACACAAAAAGAUCCUACCAUGUCGAAAGAACAACUUGUCUGUCGGCAUUUCUAAAAUUCGACCGGCAUUUCAUGUUUCCAUCAGCAGUCGUGACUUUUUCCAUGCGUCAGGUAAUUCAUCUGCAUGAAAUGGUUGGACACAUAUAGUGACACAUUUUAGUUGUUGUUUUGGCUCUGUACUCCAGCACUUUGGAUUUUAAAUGAUACAAUGACUAUGAGGUUACAGUGCAGACUGGCAGCUUUAAUUUGAGGGUAUUCUCAUCCAUAUCGGGUGAACCGUUUGUACAUAGUCCCCCCAUUUUAGGGGACCAAAAGUAUUGGGCCAAAUUCACGUAUGUGUAUUAAAGUAGUAAAAAGUGAAGUAUUUGGUCCCAUAUUCCCAGCACUCAAUGACUACAUCAAGCUUGUGACUCUACAAACUUGUUGGAUGCAUUUGCUGUUUGUUUUGGUUGUGUUGCAGAUUAUUUUGUGCCCAAUAGAAAUGAAUGGUAAAUAAUGUAUUGUGUCAUUGUGGAGUCCCUUUUAUUGUAAAUAAGAAUAGAAUAUGUUUCUAAACAUUUCUACAUUAAUGUGGAUGCUACUAUGAUUACGGAUAAUCCUGAAUUAAUCGUGAAUAAUGAUGAGUGAGAAUGUUACAGAUGUACAAAUAUCAUACCCCCAAGACAUGCUAACCUCUAACCAUUACAAUAACAGCAAAUACUUCACUUUUUACGACUUUAAUACACAUAUAAGUGAAUUUGUCCCAAUACUUUUGGUUUCCCAAAAUGGGGGACUAUGUACCAAAACAUGUAUUCACCCGAUAUGGAUGAAAAUACCCUCAAAUUAAAAAGCUGAAAAUCUGCACUUUAACCUCAUAGCCAUUGUAUCAUUUCACAUCCAAAGUGCUGGAGUACAGAGCCAAAACAACAACAUGUGUCACUCUCCCAAUACUGUUGGAGCUCACUGUACAUGCUGAUUAAUGUGUGAAUGGGUCUGUAUGUGUGUCUGCAGGGUUGGACCUAUGCCAUAGACUUCCCUGCCACCUACACCAAAGACAAGAAGUGGAACUCGUGUGUCCGUCGCAGGCGAUGGAUCCGCUACAGGAGGUACAAGGCCACGGACACCUGGGCCAAGGUGUGUAUUUGGAGAAAUAUAAUCACCUGUCACAACCAGGAUGUAACUGUGUUCCUCUGCAGUCUACAGCCUUUGUAUUGUACUCAUUAUGUGCUGUAGUUUACAGUAUAUGUAUGUAUGUGUGUGUGUGUUCCUGUGUGUGUGUGUGUGUGUUCCUGUGUGUGUGUGUUCCUGUGUGUGUGUUUCUGUGUGUGUGUUCCUGUGUGUGUUUGUUCCUGUGUAUGUGUGUGUGUGUGAGUGUGUGUUCCUGUGUGUGUGUGUGUUCCUGUGUGUGUGUGUGUGUGUGUGUGUGUUGACCUGUCUCUCUCUCUCUGUUACCAGAUCCCGUCAGAGGGUCACAGUGGUCCCCUGCCAGACCCCUUUAAUGACAUCAGCUGUGGAGGCUGGGAGAUCAGUGAGGAGCCCAGGGGGAGGCUGUCUCUGUGGGCCGUCUCUUUACAGGGCAAGGUAACACACACACACACACACUCACACACACACUAACACACACACACACACACACACACACACACACACAGCUCAGAGGGGGAGGUCAUAUCUCCAGAGAUCACAAAACACUGCCAGGUUGAGACAGAGCUGCAUUUCCUAUUACCUCAACUACCUCAACUAGCCGGUGCCCCCGCACAUUGACUCUGCAACGGUACCCCCCUGUAUAUAUAGCCUCCCUACUGUUAUUUUAUUUUACUUCUGCUCUUUUUUUUCUCAACAUUUUUUAUUUUUUACUUUUUUUGUUAAAAAUAAAUGCACUGUUGGUUAAGGGCUGUAAGUAAGCAUUUCACUGUAAUGUCUGCACCUGUUGUAUUCGGCGCAUGUGACCAAUACAAUUUGAUUUGAUUUGAUUUGAUUUGUACACAAUACUAAUGUAUUCCUAAGUCAUUUGAUUGACUGAUUGUUUGAUCCGGGUCAUUAGGUGUGGUUUCGUGAGGGUAUCCACCACCACAGCCCAGAGGGGGAUGGCUGGGAGGAGGUGUCUCUGCCUGGGGAGGUGGUGCAGAUCAGCUGUGGUCCAGGGGACCUGGUCUGGGCCGUGCUCUGGGAGGGACAACUCAUCGUCAGGGAGGGCAUCACCAGAGACUGCCCACAAGGUGAUUGGUUGACAGAGGAAGUGUGUGUAUGCGUGCAUGUUAGAGAGAGACAGAGAGACAGCAUGCUUGUGUCUGUUUGUGUGUGUGCAACGAAGAGAGAGAGAGAGAGCAGAGAGAGAGAGUAGUAUGCACUCACUAACUGUAAGUCGCUCUGGAUAAGAGCGUCUGCUAAAUGACUAAAAAGUAAAAUGUAAGCCAGAUUGGAUUUUUUUAAAUUAUCGUACAACAGACCACAUUUACACCCUCCACACUCUAAUUGACAAACAAGUAAACCAAAACAAAUGUGCGGUUAAAAUCGGCAAAAAGCAAACAGACUUCUUCUCUCAGGGACAUGGAGUGAAACAGGGCUGCCCAAUAAGUCCAACACUAUUUAACAUCUAUAUUAAUGAAUUGGCAAAAACAUUAGAAGAAUCGGCAGCACCUGGUCUCACCCUACACAACACUGAAAUCAAGUGUCUGCUGUACGCAGAUGACCUGGUGCUACUGUCUCCCACUAAGUAUGGGUUACAGCAGCAUCUAGAUCAUCUGCACAGGUUCUGUCAGACCUGGGCUCUGACCGUUAAUAAAAAAAGGUCAGGAAAUCAGGAUGUCAAAUAUAAAUUCUAUUUGGACACAGUUCUAUUAGAACACACCAAAAAUUACACGUAUCUAGGACUAAAUAUCAGCAACACAGGUAGCUUUCACAUGGCUGUGAAUGAGCUGAGAGACAAAGCAAGAAGAGCAUUCUAUGCCAUUAAAAGGAAUAUUAAAAUCGAAAUUCCAAUUAGAAUCUGGCUCAAAGUUUUCCAAUCAGUUAUAGAACCAAUUGCUCUAUAUGGCAGCGAAGUAUGGGGUCCGCUCUCUAAUACUGAAUUUACCAAAUGGGACAAACAUCCAAUCGAAAUACUGCAUGCAGAGUUUUGCAAGACUGUAGAGCAGAAUUGGGCCAAUACCCCCUCCUUAUUCAAAUAGAAAAAGAGCCAUCAAAUUUUACAACCAUCUAAAAACAAAUGACCCCAAAACAUUCCAUCACACAGCUCUACUAUGUCAAGAGAUGAAACAAGAGAAGAGUCCCCUCAGCCAGCUGGUUCUGAGGCUCAGUUCACUAACCAAAACCAACCUCAUAGAGCCUCAGGACAGCACUCAGAAAAUCUGGCCCAACCAAAUCAUCACAAAGCAAAAAUAUAAAUAUAUCACCUAUUGGAAAGACGCCACAAAAAAUCUAAGUAAACUUCAAUGCUAUUUGGCUCUAAACAGACAGUACAUGGUGGCAGACUAUCUGACCACUGUGACUGAUAGAAAACUGAGGAAAACAAUGACUAGGUACAGACUCAGUGAGCUCAGUCUGGCAAUAGAGACCGGUCGUCACAUGCAAACCUGGCUGCCCAGAGAGGACAGGCUGUGCUCACUCUGCCCCCGGGGAGAGGUAGAGACAGAGCUCCAUUUCCUAUUACACUGUGACAAAUACUCAGACCCAAAGUAUCAUUCAGUACAAAGAAUUUGAAACUAUAAAAGAGGAAGAAAAAAUCUAAUAUUUAUUGGGUGAAAAGCCAAAAUGUGCAAUUUUGGCAGCCAAAUAUGUGUCCUCCUGCCACAACCUGAGGGACAGCCAGUGAAAAAUGUAAUGUCAAUAAUAUUUCCUGUUUUGUUUUGGCUUUCAUACCACGUCAUGUGUCUUCUCAGUCAUGUUGAGACUGGUCGACUACUAUUGCUUUAAUGUAUUGUUAUUCUCAUUAAAUGUGUUGUUGUAGUUGCUGUUAAUGGUAAUCCCAUUUCCACUACUACUAUUAUUAUUGCAGUUGGUCCCACCAUUUCUGUUAUAUGUAUACUUUGACAAUGUAAGUAAUUUAACUUGCCAUGUCAAUAAAGUAAAUUGAAUUGAAUUGAAUUGAAUUGAGAGAGAGAGAGAGAGAGCGAGAGAGAGAGAGAGAGAGAGAGAGAGAAGAAUGAGGAGGAGCAAGAGAGAGAGAGAUAUAGAGAGGGAGAGAAGCAGAGAAGAAGACUGAGAGAAAAGAAGAGAGAACGGGAAGAGAAGAACGGGAAGUAUAAUGAACCCAAAGAGGGAAACGACAACGAGAAAAGAUUUUAAAGUGAAGCUAGGAUCCUAAAAAAUAAAAGAACUCUCGAGUAGCUCAUAUUUUGCCCCCCUUUUUUUAGUUUUUGCCCCUUUAUUCCUUUUCUGAUACUUCUGUUCUUUUUUCCCUUUUUUUCUUUAAAAUUUUUUCCCCCCCCUUUAAAAUUUUUCUUUCCUUCUCCUUCUUUAAACCCCCUUUCUAACUCAAUUCUCUCCUUCUUCUCUUUUUGGGGCCCCUUGAGGGUUUUAAAAAAAACCCGGUGGGGUGUGUUCCGCUUUCCCCGUUUUCCCGUUUGGGAUAGCUGUUUUUCCCCUGCCUUGUUUCUCCUUUUGGCCCCAAUAGUUUUCGUCCUUCCGUGUUUUCCUUUAGUAAAUUUUGUUGUUUUUUUUGUUUUUUUCCUUGGGUUUUUUGGUCUGAUAUUUGCCCCCUGUUUUUCCCCUGUCGUCCUGAAUUUUCGUUUCUUUGUUUUUUUUAGAAAAAGAGAGGGGGAAAAAAAGAGAGAGAGAGAUGAGUGAGAAAAGAAAGGAGAGAGAGAAAAGAAGAGAGAACAGAGAGAAGACUGGGGAGGAGACAGAGAAGAGAGCCCAAAAAGAGAGAGGGGCGACAAGAGAAACGGGGGAACGGGGGAAAGAACCCGAGGAGAAAAAAAAAAAAGGGGGGGGGGGGGGGGGGGGGGGCCCCCCCCCCAAAGGGAAAAAAAGGGGGGCCCCCCCCCCCUUUUUAAAACCCCCCCCCCCCCCCCAAAAAAAAAUGGGGGGGGGGCCCCCAAAAAAAACCCGGGGGCGAGAGAGAAAACAAAAGGGAGAGACAGAGAGAAAGAGAGGAGAGAGUGUAGUUUUCCUGCUCUCCGUUGUCUCCUCCCUCUAGAGGUGCUGGUUCCCCUCUUUUUGUUUUCCUUGUGUCCUCAUUAGUUUUCCCAGGUCACCGUGCCUUUUUUUCCCCUUAGUUUUUUAGCGGUUUUUUCCCCUUGUUUCACUUGGUUAUUGCGCCCUACUUGUGUCCCUGCUUUUCCCACCGUGUCAGUCCAGUAAUUUUUAAAAUUUCUUUUUUUGUUUUUUCCCCUCGGGGAGGUUUUUUUUGCCCUGUUUGGAACAUUAAAUCUACUUCCGGGAGUUUUUUGUUUUUUUUUGGGGUCCACCUCUUUUUGGGGAAAAGUCCCCCAUCCCAAAUCUACCCCGGUUUCCCCCUUUCGAAAAACCAAGAAAAUCCCCCCAAAAAUGUUCCCGGACCUGUGGCUUCCCCGAAGACCCUUUUUUUUUAACCCUCCUCCCCCACCGACAAGAGGGCUGUGGCUUUUUUUUCUAACUCUGGCCGAAAUAUGGUCCCCUUCGCCCUUUUAACCCCCCCUGGCCCUUCCCCCCCCCCCGGUCACCCCCCAACCGGGCCUUUUUUUUUUUGGGGGCCCCACUCCCCCCCCCAACCCUUUUCGGGGGAUCCAAUCUUCCCGGGGUUUCCUCCCCCAAUCCCCCUUUUUCCCCUCAUUCCCCAACCUCAAUUUUUUCCCCAAACCUUCCCAAAGCCCCCCAAACCCCCUUUGGGGUCCCCGGGUUCCGGGUGGGGGCCCCGGGGUUCUUGUGACCCCCCAAGGGGGAUUGUAGGGGGGGGGUUUUUUUCGACCCCUUUUUCGGGCCCCCAAGCGCCAGUUUUGCAGGGCCCCCCCCGAAAGGUUUUUGAAAUGUUUUGGGGAAAAGGGGGGCCCGUGGGGGAUGAGCCUAGGGUUGCCGGGAGGGUAUUGACCCCCUUCGGGGUUUGCCCCCGAACCACCCGGAGACCGGCCCCCCAGUUUCCCCAUCCCGGAAAGUCUCCGGGGGCCCCCCGUCAGGGCUGCCCGUUCCUAAACCCGUUUUUCCGGGGACCCCCCUUUAGUUUUCCCCCCCCCUCCCCCCCGGUUUUCCCCGGGGGUUUUUUUUUUGGGGUUAAAGGUUUUCCCCGAAAGGGGAAACUCCAUCUCUGCCUCUCCUUUUUCCCCCAUGUCCACUUCCCCCCCUUUUUUUGGGAAAGGGCCCCCCCGAGCAAGGGGGUUUUGGGGGGGUUUUAAGCCCCCUCCUCUAACCGUCCUUUUUCCGCCCCUUCUGGAGGGGAUGGGGAGGCUUACAACCGUCCCCGGUAUUAUGGUGAAAACCUUUGGGGAGGAACAAGCCCCCCAAUCUUCCCCCCGGCUUUCCCCUUAAGGGAGCCCUCGGAACCAAAAGGUUCUAACCCCUCCUUGGGCCCCACCUUUAACCCCCAAGAGGAGCCCUUUUACCAUUACUCUGAGAACCCUUUCCCUGGGCAAACCCCCAAAACCCAGAAACCCAAUCCGGGCCUCGGACCUUUUACCGGGCCCCUUUGCCAAUCACCUUCCGAGUCCUGCCCCAAAUCCCCUUUUCAAAUCUUUUGAGUCCCCAGCCCCGUUUUCCAUUUAAAAGAAAAAAAAAAAAAUGUUCAGCAACCCCGGGUCGCCCCCCGCCUCUCGCUUUGACUUUUGACUUCCCCCCCCCCUUUUGGGCCCCUUUUCCUUUCCCCCCCCCCAGCAGGGGACACCUACAUUAAGGAGUCCUUGGCAGCCGGCCUCAUCUAUGCCUCUACUUCCCCGGCUGGGGCGGGCUUCUUUUUUGUUGAAAAGAAAGACGGGGGUCUUAGGCCGUGUAUUGAUUACCGGGGACUCAACAAGAUCACGGUUCGGAAUCGAUACCCCCUUCCUCUCAUGGCCACUGUUUUUGAGCUGCUUCAAGGGGCUUCCAUUUUUACUAAGCUGGAUCUCCGCAAUGCUUACCAUCUCGUGCGGAUCCGGCCAGGAGACGAAUGGAAGACGGCGUUCAACACGCCCACGGGACACUAUGAAUAUCGGGUGAUGCCGUUCGGGCUCACCAAUGCCCCCGCAGUAUUCCAAGCCCUGAUUAAUGAUGUUCUCCGGGAUAUGCUUAAUCUGUUCGUCUUCGUGUACCUGGACGAUAUCCUCAUCUUCUCGAGGUCACUGAAGGAGCAUGAGGGGCAUGUUAGCCGGGUUCUCCAGAGGCUCCUUGACAAUCACCUCUACGUUAAGCCUGAGAAGUGUGAAUUUCAUGUUGCUCAGACUCAGUUUCUCGGGUUUAUUGUCACUCCCGGGCACCUAGAGAUGGAUCCCAAGAAGGUCAAGGCGGUCCACGAUUGGCCCACACCUGCCACGGUCAAGGAGGUUCAACGGUUCAUUGGCUUUUCUAACUUCUAUCGGAAGUUCAUCAAGAAUUUCAGCUCGGUGGUAGCCCCCUUGACGACGCUUACCAAGGGAGGAGGGACCAAGAUUCACUGGGGUCCGGAAGCAGCAGGGGCCUUCAAGGAUCUCAAGCGCCGCUUCACUUCUGCUCCGAUUCUGGUGACCCCUGACCCAGAAAGACCUUUCGUGAUGGAGGUGGACACCUCAGAAGUGGGGGUAGGAGCCGUCCUGUCACAGAGGGGUGCGGAGGGGAGAUUACACCCUUGUGCCUUCAUGUCUCGCCGCCUGUCUGAGGCCGAGCGCAACUACCACGUGGGGGAUCUAGAGUUGCUUGCGGUAAAACUGGCCUUGGAGGAGUGGCGCCAUUGGCUUGAGGGGGCUCAGCACCCUUUCCAGGUUCUCACAGACCACAAGAACCUGGAAUAUCUCCAACAGGCUAAGCGGAUGAACCCUCGGCAAGCACGAUGGUCUCUUUUCUUUAAUCGAUUCCAGUUCCUCCUGACUUACCGACCUGGCACCAAGAACGUCAAGCCGGAUGCUCUGUCUCGAGUCUACUCUCCCGAGGUACAAGAGAAGCCCUUGGCAUCGAUUAUUCCGAGGUCUAGGAUCGUCGCACCUCUUCAGUGGGAACUAGAAAGAGGGGUACGAGAAGCUCUUGUCCAAGAGCCCGAUCCAGGCGGUGGUCCUGCCGGUCGCCUGUACGUUCCUCUCUCUGUUUGGGCCCGCGUCUUGCAGUGGGGUCAUGAGUCGCCCUUGACAUGCCAUCCAGGCAGUGCUCGCACACUGGAGUUCCUCCGACGGCGGUUUUGGUGGCCGUCCAUCAAGAAGGACGUGCAGGGCUAUGUUGAGGCCUGCCCUGUGUGCAACCAGGGAAAGUCGACACGCCAGCGACCCCAGGGACUGCUCCAUCCCUUACCUGUUCCUCGAGGGCCAUGGUCACACCUUUCUCUGGACUUUGUUACGGGACUUCCUCUAUCCCAGGGCAACACCGUCAUCCUAGUGGUGGUAGACCGGUUCUCUAAGGCUGCCCGGUUUAUCCCCCUGCCCAAGCUGCCCUCGGCUAAGGAGACUGCUGAGCUCCUCAUGAACCAUGUCUUCCGGAUAUUUGGUAUUCCCCUGGACGUGGUCUCUGACCGAGGUCCCCAAUUCUCGUCCCGGUUUUGGGGGGCCUUCUGCAGGCUUGUUGGGGCCACAGCCAGCCUAUCGUCGGGGUUCCAUCCAGAGUCUAAUGGCCAAACGGAACGGGUUAAUCAGGAUCUGGAGACCACCCUGCGGUGUAUGGCGGCCAGUAAUCCCACGUCUUGGGCCACCUAUAUUAUUUGGGCUGAAUAUGCCCACAACACCCUCCAGUCCUCAGCCACCGGAUUGUCCCCAUUCGAAUGCCAGUUCGGUUACAACCCUCCAUUAUUUCCAGAGGAGGAGGCGCAGGUUGGUGUUCCCUCGGCCCAGCGCUUUGUCCAACGCUGUAGGCGGACCUGGAAGAAGGCCAGGCGUGCCCUCCUUCGGACCUCCCAGAGAUACCAAAGUCAGGCUAAUCGCCACCGCCGGACGGCCCCUAGUUUCCGAGCUGGUCAGAGAGUUUGGUUGGCCACUAAGAACCUGCCCCUCCGGGUCGAAUCCAAGAAGCUUUCCCAGAGAUACAUCGGCCCUUUCCGCAUUGCUAGAAAGGUUAACCCUGUGUCUUAUCGUUUGGUUCUCCCUCGCUCCCUUCGUAUUAACCCCACUUUCCAUGUCUCACUUAUUAAACCUGUCUUGUCUUCUCCCUUUGCCCCCCCACGCAGACCCCCGCCACCUCCCAGGAUUAUUGACGGCCAGCCAGCCUACACAGUCCGCCGGAUACUGGACUCCCGGAGGGUCCAGAACUCUCUGCAGUAUCUGGUGGACUGGGAGGGCUACGGGCCAGAGGAGCGCUCCUGGGUUCCAGCCAGGGACAUCCUGGAUCCAGGGUUGGUCCGAGAUUUUCGCACCCUGAGGCCAGGGUGUUCUGGAAGGAACGUCAGGAGUCGUUCCUAGAGGAGGGGGUCCUGUCAGCUUCCUGCUUCUCCUGUUUGUCUCCUGGCCUCUAGAGGUCAGCUGUGUUCCCCUCUGCCUUUGUUCUUCCUCAUGUGUCCUCAUUAGUUUGAUCCAGGUCACCUGUGCCUUGUUUUCCCUUUAGUAUUUUAGCUGUGUGUUUUCCCCUUGUUUCUCACUUGGUUAUUGCGUCCUGACUAUGUGUCUCCUGCUUUGUCCCACCGUGUCAGUCCUAGUAAGUUGUUCAAAGUUAUCUUUAGUUUGUUUUUCUCCCCUCGUGGAGUUGUUUUGUUUUGCCUCCUGUUUUGGAACAUUAAAUCUACUUGCCUGGAGUAUUGCCUUGGGUGUUUCAUUUGGGUCCUACAACAUCUCCUCUGUGGCUAAGGGGUAGUACCCCCAGCUCUACACAUCUGAGACCGGAGUUCUAGCCCGGCUUGUGACAGAGAGAGUGAGAGAAGCAGAGAUAGAGAGAGCGACAAAGAGAGAGAGAGAGAGCGACAAAGAGAGAGAGAGAGCAGAGAGAGAGAGCGACAAAGAGAGAGAGAGAGCAGAGAGAGAGAGGGACAAAGAGAGAGAGAGAGAGACAAAGGGAGAGACAGAGAGAGAGAGAGAGAGAGUGAGAGAAGCAGAUAGAGAGAGAGAGAGCAGAGAUAGAGACAAGAGAGAGAGACAAAGAGAGAGCAGAGAGAGAGAGCGACAAAGAGAGAGAGAGAGCGACAAAGAGAGAGACAGAUAGAGAGAGAGAGAGAGAGCAGAGAGAGAGAGCGAGAGAGAGAGAGAGACGAGAGAGAGACAAAGAGAGAGAAAGAGAGAGAGAGAAACAAAGAGAGAGAGAGAGAGAGACAAAGAGAUAGAGAGAGCAGAGAGAGAGAGACAAAGAGAGAAAGAGAGCAGAGAGAGAGACAACGAGAGAGAGAGACAAAGAGAGAGAUAAUGCAUGCAGAGCAGAAUUAGGCCAAUACCCGCUAAUUAUCAAAAUCCAGAAAAGAGCUGUUAAAUUCUACAACCACCUAAAAGGAAGCGAUUCCUAAACCUUCCAUAACAAAGCCAUCACCUACAGAGAGAUUCACCUGGAGAAGAGUCCCCUAAGCAAGCUGGUCCUCUGUUCACAAACACAAACAGACCCCACAGAGCCCCAGGACAGCAACACAAUUAGACCCAACCAAAUCAUGAGAAAACAGAAAAACAAUUACUUGACGCAUUGGAAAUAAUUAAUGCUAUUUGGCUCUAAACAGAGAGUACAAAGUGGCAGAAUACCUGACCACUGUGACUGACCCAAAAUUAAGGAAGGCUUUGACUAUGUACAUACUCAGUGAGCAUAGCCUUGCUAUUGAGAGAGGCCGCUGUAGGUAGACCUGGCUCUCAAGAGAAGACAGGCUAUGUGCACACUGCCCACAAAAUGAGGUGGAAACUGAGCUGCACCUCCUAACCUCCUGCCAAAUGUAUGACCAUAUUAGAGACACAUAUGUCCCUCAGAUUAUACAGACCCAAAAAGAAUUCGAAAAUGAACCCAAUUUUGAUAAACUCCCAUAUCUAUUGGGUGAAAUACCACAGUGUGCCAUCACAGCAGCAAGAUUUGUGACCUGUUGCCACAAGAAAAGGGCAACCAGUGAAGAACAAACACCAUUGUAAAUACAACCCAUAUUUAUGUUUAUUUAUUUUCCCUUUUGUACUUUAAUUAUUUGCACAUAAUAUGACAUUUGAAAUGUUUUUAUUCUUUUGGAACUUCUGAGUGUAAUGUUUACUGUUCAGUUUUUGUUUAUUUCACUUUUGUUUACUAUCUACUUCACUUGCUUUGGCAAUGUUAACAUACGUUUCCCAUGCCAAUAAAGCCCUUAAAUUGAAUUGAAAUGAACUGAGCGAGAGAGAGAGAGAGAGAGAGAGAGAGAGAGAGAGAGAGAGAGAGAGAGAGAGAGAGAGAGAGAGAGAGAGAGAGAGAUAGAGAUAGAGAUAGAGAUAGAGAUAGAGAUAGAGAUGGAGAGCGAGAGAGAGUCUAAUGGUCUCAUGAUUCCUCUUCUCUGUCUGUCAGGCUCCUCCUGGGUAGUGGUGGACUCUCCCAGCCCAGAGGCCGGGGCCAUCCACGUAGCUGUGGGGGACAACGUAGUCUGGGCCGUCACCAAGGACAACAAGGUAAGACAAUACCACUGAGUGUCCAUAACUGAACACUCAUUUCUAUGCUUCAUUAUUGGACAUAAUGAUAAUACACUGUGUGCACAAUUAUUAGGCAAGUUGUAUGUUUGAGGAUUUUAUUAUUGAACAACCACAGUGCUCUUGGUCAAUCCAAAAUGUUAAUAAACCUCAAACCUGAAUAAUUAAGAAAGUAAAAGUGAGGUUUUGGCUUUCUUUGGAGAAUAUCUACGUGUGCACAAUUAUUGGGCAACUAUUAGUGUGCAGAAUUAUUAUGCAACAAAAUGAAAAACGAAAGGUUCCCCAUCUCACUUGUUUAUUUUCAUAUGUUAAAGUGAGAAUAAUAAACAAACAACUCAACAUUUACAAAUAAACAUUUCUGACAUUUAAAAAAAAAUUCUGUGACCAAUAUAGCCACCCUUCUUCUCAAUAACAGUCAUAAGCCUUCCAUCCAUGGAGUCUGUCAGUUUCUUGAUCUGUUGACGAUCAACUUUUUGUGCAGCAGCAACCACAGCCUCCCAGACACUGGUCAGAGAGGUGUACUGUUUUCCUUCACCGUAAAUCGACCGUUUAAGAAGGGACCACAAGUUCUCAAUAGGGUUUAGGUCAGGUGAGGAAGGGGGCCAUGUCAUUAUUCUUUCAUCUUUAAGGCCUUUACUGGCUAGCCACGCAGUGGAGUACUUCGAUGCAUGCGAUGGAGCAUUGUCCUGCAUAAAAAUCAUGGUCUUCUUGAAAGAUGCAGACUUUUUCCUGUACCACUGCUUGAAGAAAGUGUCUUCUAAAAACUGGCAGUAGGUUUGGGAGUUGAGUUUGAGUCCAUUUUCAACCCGAAAAGGUCCAACUAGCUCAUCUUUAAUAAUACCAGCCCAUACCAGUACCCCACCUCCACCUUGCUGGCGUCUGAGUCGAAGUGGAGCUCCGUGCCCGUUACUGAUCCAGCCACGGACCCAUCCAUCUGGUCCGUCAAGAGUCACUCUCAUCUCAUCAGUCCAUAAAACCUUUGAAAAAUCUGUCUUCAUAUAUUUCUUGGCCCAGUCUUGACGUUUCAACUUAUGUGUCUUCUUCAGUGGUGGUCGGAUUUCAGCCUUCCUUACCUUGGCCAUGUCUCUGAGCACCUUGUACUUCUGGGCACUCCAGGUAGGUUGCAGUUCUGGAAUAUGACAGCACUGGAGGAUAAUGGGUUCCUGGUAGCUUCACGUUUGAUUCUUCUCAAAUCUUUGGCAGUUAAUUUGCGUCUUUUUUUCUCAACACGGUUCUUGCGAUCCUGUUGACUAUUUGCAACAAAAUGUUUGAUGGUUCUGUGAUCACGGCCCAAUAUCUUAACAAUUUCAAGAGUGCUGCAUCCCUCUGAAAUACUUUUUACAAUUUUUGACUUUUCAGAGUCAGUUAAAUCUCUUUUUUGGCCCAUUUUGCCUGAGGAAAAGAAGCUGCCUAAUAAUUAUACACACCUUGAUAUAGGGUGUUGAUCUCCUUAGGCCACACCCUCCCUCAUUACACAAAUACACAUCACCUGAUAUGCUUAAAUCCAAUAAACAUUCCAGUUUGUACAGCUUGGAGUUGGGAAAUAUGCAUAAUAAUGAUGAUAUGGUCAAAAUACUGACCUAAUAAUUGUGCACAUAGUGUAGAUUUUAUUUAUAUAGCGCUUUUCAUUACAUACUAAACAAAAAACGGAAUUUGAAUUAAUUGAUGAUAGUUCAUGUGGUGAUGGACAAUGAUGAACAUGAGCUAAAGGAAGAAUUCAGGGAAAAACACAAAUGUCAUUUUAAUUCCGCCACGUCAACCUCUGUUUAUGAAUCAUUCAGUCAUGACUGUUUCCCUGAUGACCUGAUCUUCUGUUGGUACCUGUCAGGUAUGGUUCAGGCGUGGCAUCAACUCCCAUAACCCCCGUGGUUCAGGCUGGAUUGGGAUGGUCGGGGAGAUGGUCAUGAUCAAUGUGGGUCUCAACGACCAGGUAAGGAGCCAUAACUUAACUAUUUCCUCUGCUUAUUCAACUAAUUAUAACGUUCCCCUAGACUCUUAUAGCCUAACGGCAUGGCCUUAAUCUCAUACACUGUACAUUAACAGUGGUCCUCUGUAGCUCAAUUGGUAGAGCAUGGCGCUUGUAACGCCAGGGUAGUGGGUUCGAUCCCCGGGACCACCCAUACGUAAAAAUGUAUGCAUGCAUGACUGUAAGUCGCUUUGGAUAAAAGUGUCUGCUAAAUGGCAUAUUAUUAAUAUUAUAUUAAUUCAUGAAUAAAUUAUGCAUUAUGAUUAAAAGGCAGUUUAGUAAUGGAGAACAAACACAGUAUCACGUUAGUUUCUUGUGUGGCUCUCGCCUCAUGUGUUCUGUUCUGUCCAGGUGUGGGGUAUCAGCUGUGAGGACCGGGCAGUGUAUUUCCGUCAGGGUGUGACCUCCAGUGAGUUGAGUGGUAAAGCCUGGAAGGCUAUCAACGUGCCCCGAGACGGAGACGUCAGGUCCCACUCCUCCGCCAGCAGUAGCAGUCUGCACAGGUGUGCUGGCGACAUGGACACACACACAUUGUUUUCACUGCUUGGGCAACCUCGGCUACAUAAAACGAUUAGCCAAGCAGUCUGCCAGCUGGGUGCUCUGUGUAAUAAUAAUAGUUUCUCUCUCUCUCUCUCUCUCUCUCUCUCUCUCUGUCUCUCUCUCUCUCUCUCUCUCUCUCUCUCUCUCUCUCUCUCUCUCUCUCUCUCUCUCUCUCUCUCUCUCUCUCUCUCUCUCUCUCUGUCUGUCUGUCUGUCUGUCUGUCUGUCUGUCUGUCUGUCUGUCUGUCUGUCUGUCUGUCUGUCUGUCUGUCUGUCUGUCUGUCUCUAUCUGUGUGUCUCUCUCUCUCUCUCUCUCUCUCCCACAGUGCUGGUUGUUUCUUCAGUGGUGAGGUGCGAGCCCGGUCUGUGAUGAGUGAAGACUCAGACACAGAGACUGGUCCACAGAGGGCAGUCCUAGAGGUAGGGGCCUGCCCCUCCUCCCCUCCCUCCGAGCCCACUCCCAUUGACCCUGACGUCCCCAAACCACGCAUCCCCAAGGUCACCAGCGACAGCUUCAUCUCCGAGAUGCUCUCCGACCGCGAGGUCAAACGGGAGGGGGCCACCACUGCCGUCACCGCCGGUCCCUCUAUCCCAGAAGAGGAGGUCUCUCUUGGGGAAGCAGAGGCCAAGUCUCCCCCUCCGGCCCUGGUUCUGUCCCCCAGCCUGUCUGGAGGGCCUGGGCACCCCCAAUGGAGUAACGUGGACCUGGAAGAGGCCCAGACUCACCUGGCUGUGGGUCCGGCUGGGGUGAGAGGGGACUCGGCUGACACCUGUAGCCUAUCCUCUGUAGCCACCUACACCCUGUGUCAGGAGGAGCCUUAUGGGGCAGAUGAACACCCGCUCUGGGCAUGGGUCAGUGGAGGAGGCUGUGGUGUGGACUGUCACUCCCAGCUCAACUGGUUCAACUCUUCCACAGGUGAGACACAGAUACUGUAGAUAUUGUAUCGCUCUGAAAUUCUAUUUCUCCUGCAUAUCGAAACAAGCCAAGCAAUAUACAAAACUCCAGCUCCAACUCCCAAUUACACCAGAAUAUACAAUUCUGGCUGAUGGAACAGUGUCUCUGUGCUUGUUGUUGUUAUUGUUGAGUCACUGGAGUGUUUCCUCACAUGUUGUUGAUAAAGAUUUUGAUCUUUGUCUAUUUGUCUCUCCCAGCCCUGGCAUCAUCACUCCAGUCCAUGAGUCUGUCCAUCAGUCCAGCCCAGACAUCUGCCUGGCGGAAACAGAUAUUUGAGCAGUUCAGCGAACGCUCCAAGAGAGAGAUGGACAACUUUAAACACUACGAACAGGCCAUAGAACAGGUACCAACAACUUGAACGCUUACAAAUACUUUUUCUGGUUGCCAUGAUUUAAUUAGGUUUGUUUAUGACUUGUCCUUGUUGUAUAGAGGUUGAUUAGUCUCCCUCCCUCCCCUCCUUGGUCCCCUCCUCCUCUCCCUCCCUCCCCACCUCCGUCCCAGUCUGUGUGGGUGAAGAAAGGGACCAUGCAGUGGUGGAGGGACUGGAAGCCCCAUAAGUGGGUGGACGUGAGGUUUGCUCUGGAGCAGUUCUCAGGACCUGAGGGAAACAAGGACGGCAUCCUCUUCCUCUACUACACCUUCAACGAGGAGAAGAAGGUGAGGGGAGGGACACAGUGUGUGUUUGUGUGUUUUGGGUGAUCUGUAAUUAGUUAUUUAUUCAUCAUUUUUCUCCCCUCUCUUCCUCUCCUCUCUCUCUCCAGUACCUGCAUGCGUUCAUCAACGAGGUGACUAUCUUGGUGCCGGUGCUGAAUGACUCCAAACACACAUUUGCCAUCUACACAGCAGAGAGGACCAAACAGAGGUGGCCUAUCAGACUGGCUGCUGCCACCGAGCUGGAGAUGCACGACUGGGUAGGUUAUAUGAUCACCCUGACACACAGUACAAGUUCUCCAUUUUCACUGAAUAUCAUAUGUUUAUUCAUAAGGAAAUCUCAUGCUAAAUAAAGGAUGGUGAAGGGUUAUGCCACGUUUAGUAAAGCAUCAGAUGUAAGGACCUUUUAUAUGACCCUAUGUAGUAUGACCUUGCCUCUAUGUAGGGCUUAUGAAGACUCUCUGCAUGCUAUCCUUUAUAAGUUGUAGUUUGGUAAUGUUUUGACUGUCUCUCUGUACCCCCAGCUGGCCCUGCUGAGUGUGUCGUGCUGUGACUCCCGGGGGAUCCAGGGUCCCCCCUCUAAACAGGCCCUCUGGUCAGUCACCUGUAAAGGAGACAUCUUCGUCUGUGAGCCCUCACCUAGCCUGGAGGCCUGUCCCUACCCCACACCCUGCUACCAGAUUUAAGACACGUUUUCUGGGCUGUUAUCGAUGCUUAAUAAAGGCUUGAUAAAAGAUUCAUAUAAAUACAAAACUAUAUCAUGAAUUUGUUAUUCGUAGAUACAUAGAUAGAUAUUUGAUUGAUCAGAUGUAUGCACUUGACUGUCUGAAAAGCUUUGACUGUCUGAAUAGCUUUUACUGUCUGAAUAGCUUUGACUGUCUGAAUAGCUUUGACUGUCUGAAUAGCCUUUGAUUUAAAAUGUUAUACUUUUCCUUACUUUGUCUAUAACCACACGUUAUGUGUGUCUGCAGGUUCUGGCAUCAGGUCGGGGGCCACCUGCGUCUGGUGGAGUGUAACAGUCUGGGGGUGGUGUGGGGGGUGGGCUAUGACCACACUGCCUGGGUCUACACCGGCGGCUAUGGAGGUGGAUUCUUCCAG